AUGAAGUUGAAUCUUUCAAGAUCAACAGUCUUAAUUUGUAGUGUUUACACUUUUGUGAUAGGUGUCAUAAUGCUAGUCUUAUCAAUUCUCUCAUUAGUGGCAUACGAAUGUGUAUUUCAAGAAGGCUUUGCAAGCACACCUGACUCAUAUUUCUUCCAUUUAUUUUACUAUCGAUCGCAUCACUGCAAUAGCUUUAUAGACUGGUCUGUGUUUGGUCUGGAAAAUGCUGAACUUUUAAAUGAUUUCAUUAUAAUGCCAGAGCAGAAUGCAAUUGUGUCAAGGACGUACAAACUUACUAUUAUACAAAUUAUUAUCAAUAGCUUGUUGAUUGUGGUGUCGCUGAUCGCAGUUGCUGCAGUAAUCUUCAACAUCUUCUUCCUUACAAAGAGAAUAGCAUACAUUGUGCUAUUCGUACCUUAUUUACUCGUUCUUCACGUGUCGGUUGUGUUCGACUUUAUAGCUGGAACUCUCUAUGCGGACGAUCGUCUACGAAGCUAUUCCGUUGAUGGCACAAUGACAAUGUUAGAAAUUGAGAAUCGAAAUGAAGCAAGACCAUUUAUAGAACAAAUUGAUCAAACAUUCCGAAUUAUAGCACCAAAUACGAUGUUCUUUAUAUUUACAAAAGCAAUGAUCAUCAACAUUAUUAACGUUUUUGUCUUAUUCUUCAUGGUAUUUGCCGGCUGGGAAGUAAUUGAUGGAAAUAAAUUGAAAGUGAAUAAAAAGGAUGAUUCCAAAAACCCAGAAAAUAUUACAGCAGCAACACAGCUAACGCAGCAAAGGGAUUAA
This is a messenger RNA of Chironomus riparius, 786 nucleotides long. The record is from the annotation of a GenBank genome assembly. Lineage: Eukaryota; Metazoa; Arthropoda; Insecta; Diptera; Chironomidae.